Molecule: messenger RNA, 810 nt
Organism: Asparagus officinalis (garden asparagus)
Lineage: Eukaryota; Viridiplantae; Streptophyta; Magnoliopsida; Asparagales; Asparagaceae
Exons: 2
Coding region: 1-810 (269 amino acids)
Source: RefSeq, a predicted model, not a curated record
AUGAUGAAAUUGAUGUUUGCUGAGUUUAAGAAUUCCAUGUUGAGGGAGUUUGAUGUGACUGAUUUGGGGAGAAUGAGUUUUUUUCUUGGCAUAGAAGUUUUGCAGAGAUCAGAUGGGAUUUAUAUUUGUCAGAGGAAGUAUGCUUUGGAGGUGUUGAAGAGGUUUAGGAUGGAGAACAACAAUUCAGUUCAUAAUCCCAUUUUUCCAGGUUGUAAGAGUUUUAAAGAUGAGAACGGGGCUCGUGUUGAUGAGACUCAGUUUAAGCAGAUGGUGGGAUGCCUCAUGUACAUAACAGCUACAAGGCCAGAUUUCAUGUUUGCAGUAAGUUUAAUUAGUAGGUACAUGGCCAAACCAACUGAGUUGCAUUUGAUGGCAGCUAAGAGAAUACUAAGGUACUUUAAAGGAACAAUUGGACUUGGGGUUUUCUACAAGAAGAGAGGGCGUGAAGGUCUGAUUGCAUAUGUAGAUAGUAACUAUGUAGGAGAUAUAGAAGACAUGAAAACUACAUCAGGCUUCGUUUUCAUUUUGGGGUAUGGAGCUCUUGCCUGGUCUUCAAGAAAGAAAACUAUAGUCACACUUUCAACCAUAGAAGCAAAGUUCGUAGUUGCCGCUACUUGUGCUAGUCAAGCUGUUUGGAUGAAGAGAAUAAUUGAGAAGCUGAAUCCAGAAGAAAUUGAAUUUCUCUCAAGGGGGUUUAAUGCUCAUGCGGUGGAAGGUCACUACAGUGAAGCUUAUGCCUCUACUGAUGAGCCCAUCCCUGUACCGGUGGUUCCCCAAUUCGCUCCGGGUGCACCGGAAGAGCUCCCGUAG